GGCCAGGAACCGGGGUCAGGAACCACGGCUCCAAGGGGUAGCCACUGUCACCUGCACAAAGAUGGAAAUAGUACAUUGAGUACUCCGCUGACGAGAGGCAAGUUGUCAACUGAGGAAAGCUACAGCAUCAUUCAACAAAGGUAUACUUCAGGGUUGCAAGUCCCAAGUAAAAGCAUGAGUUGAACAUGUCCAUACCCGACACAAACUCUUAACCAAUUUACAAGUGCACUACUCGGUGCCUGCCACUAACAAGAAAUCAACACUUGUUGGUGCAAUCAAUGACAGUAGUAGCAGUAAUGUGUGUUCAUUUCUUCUGCUUCUGGCAGUCACUGGGUGCAGUAAGCACUAAUACGUGUUGCUUUCGUCAGCUCCUCGCAAAAACUGUAAUCGUCAUCGUGACGUUGACGCACUCAUUAUGCGGAGCAAAAGGCACGAAUUUUUGGCACGGCCAGAGGCAGGGUCGUUUCCGAAGGCAUCUCUGAUCGCUAUGGCCGUGGCUCUUCGCCGUCGCCGACGUGAACAGGGAGAGCCAGACGACGCGUCUGACAUGCCGGAUGACCAUUUUCGGCUGCGUUUUCGCCUCUCGAAGGCAAUGGUGCGGUUGUUGUGCGAGGAACUGGCGGGGGAACUAGAAGCUGAGCGAGCGACGGGACUGUCGGCGGAGCGGAAAGUGUUGUGUGCGCUGCGCUUCUUUGCUACCGGGAGCUUGCAAGCGUUCUUUGGGAGCGAGGAGACGAUCCGUGUGUCGCAGUCGACUGUGAGCGAGUGCGUGCGACGUGUGGCAGAGGCUGUCGUGAACGCAGGGGCCCGCAACAAGUGGGUCCAUUUUCCAAAGACAGCCGAGGAAAAGGCAGCCGUGAAGGAGGGUUUCCUUCGGCGCGGCGUUAUCCCCGGCGUCAUCGGAUGCGUAGACGGCAGCCUCAAAGCCAUUAUCGCACCCAAGGGUGAGCGCAAGGCUGUGUUCAUAUGCCGCAAGGGAUACUACGCCCUCAACUGCAUGUUCAUCUGCGACGCGAACAUGAAAAUCUUGGCCUUGGACCCUCUGCGACCGGGGUCGGACCACGACAUUGUUGCGCCGGCGGUUCCAAGUGGGGCGCAUCGUGAAUGCCGGGGAAUACCUCCUCGGUGACAGUGGCUACCCCUUGGAGCCGUGGUUCCUGACCUCGGUUCCUGGCCAUCCUCCAGUGAACACAGCCGAGGGGCAGUACAACACAGCACAUGCCGCCAUGCGUUCCGUAGUGGAGAGGUGCAUUGGGCUCUUAAAGAGCCGUUUCCGCUGUCUUCAGCGAUAUCGCACCCUCCUCUACGAGCCGGAACGUGCAGCCAGAAUUGUCGCGGCAUGUGCUGUGUCGCACAACCUUCGCCUUUUUCAAGGCGACGAAUCAGGCGAUGACAGCGAUGACGACAGCAGCAGCGGCAGUAGUAGUGAGCUUGACAAUAACGGCGACCCCAUGCCACACAGUCUGCCCCGAAACACGGGCUCUAGAAUGCACUACUUGAGAGGGCGGGCUGUUCGCGAGAAUGUCAUUGGCAUGUUUGGCACAACCCGUACGCAGCACAUGCGUUAUCUGAGGAGUGUGCGACGGCAGCUGCAACGUCAACAGCAGCGUCAGCAUCGCUAGGUGCAUGCACACAGUUUUAAGUAAUUGCAUUGUGCAUUUCAUGCUGUGAAAUUGCAGAUACAUUUCCCGUGCUAAGUUGUAGUUGAUGUCUGCGUAAUGCAAAGCAUUCAUGAUUUGUUGAGAAAUGUAAAAGUUGUUGAAAAAAUUAAAUUACGAGGUUUUACGUGCCAAAACCACUUUCUGAUUAU
Messenger RNA from Dermacentor andersoni, 1810 nucleotides. RefSeq names its product putative nuclease HARBI1. NCBI's taxonomy places the organism in Eukaryota, Metazoa, Arthropoda, Arachnida, Ixodida, Ixodidae. The record is from RefSeq and is a predicted model, not a curated record.